UUUCAUUUAGGGUCAAAUGAGACCAGAAGUGAAGAAAAGGUAGUAAGUUACUGAUCAAAGAUUAUCAAUGGAGAACGAGGAAGGAACACGAACCUGCAAACAAUGUCACAAACAGGUUGCAGAAGCCAACUUUGCUCUUCACGAAACUCACUGCAGCCGCUUCCUGUGUGUCUGUCCUGACUGUGAUGAAGCAGUUCCCCGGGAUCAACUUAAACAACACAGAGAGGAGCAGCACACACAGGUGAGAUGCUCCAAGUGUCACCAGAAGAUGGAACGCUGUCACCUGCCGGAUCAUGAGACUGAUGAAUGUGUGGAGCGUCUGGAGAGCUGCAACUUCUGCGAGCUGGAGAUGCCGUUCAAGGAGCUAAACGAACACAGUCUGGCCUGUGGUAGCCGCACCGAGCUCUGCAGGGACUGCGGUCGCUACGUCACCCUGAGGGACCAACCCAAGCACGCUUUGACCUGCUCAGAAACCGACAACACCAAACGGCCCCUUCAGAGUACCAGAAAAUCACCACCAAUCAAUGCAAAAAUGACUGUCAAGUGUAGAAAGUGCUCUGCAUCAUUUCCACAGGAGGCUAUAAAGAAGCAUGAGCUGCUGUGUAUUCUUGCAACAAGCCGGGAUGACAAAGAGCCUGAGUCAGAGAAAAAAGGGGGGCAGAAGGAGGAUUACUCCAAACAGGAGGCUUCUACUCGACUAAACGGAGCCUACAAGGCAACCUAUCUGUCAGACAGAGCAGGCAACGGUCCCUGGGGUGGUGGAGGUGACCCCUACCAGAUCAGCACCUGCCCCCAUUGUCACCUGGCUUUGCCCCUGCCCACACUGCGCAGGCAUGAGGUGAAGUGCAGAGUUCAUGUGCUCCUCAAUUAAAGAAGAGAAGAAGCAAUGAACAGUGAAUCAGCUGCCCAAGGGAUGGGUGAUGAGUUAGAACUCCUAAAGUGCAACGAUAAAACGAGGUUUUUUUUCUUUUAUGUUUAAAUGAAGGUUUUCAUUGUUUUGGGUGGUGAGUAACUGCAAGAGAAGUUUGCAGUCUGUUUAAAUGUAAGGAAUGUACAAAAUAUUUAUCAUCCCCCUGUUUCCUCUCAGCAACUGAAAAGACCAAGGACAGUAAAUGUAGAGUGGUAUUGCAUCUUAUUUAAAAAAUAACAUUUUAUCACUAAAAGCUGUCAGCAGAGGUGGUUCACAUCAACUGUUUACAGUCCAACAUUAUCUUUGGGUAUAAUAAUAACUAAAGGUCUAAUUGAUUUAACAUCCAUCCACCUUCUUCCGCUUAUCCGGGGUCAGGUCGCGGUGGCAGUAGGAGAAGCAGGUCAACCCAGACGUCCCUCUCCCCCACAAUACUUUCCACUUCCUCCUGAGGGAUUCCAGGGCGCUCCCAAGCCAGAAGGGAUAUAUAAUCCUUCCAGCAAGCUCUGGGUUUGCCUUGGGGUCUCCUCCCAGUAAGAUAUGCCUGUAAGACCUCCACAGGAAGGCGCCCAGCAGGCAUCCUGAUCAGAUGCCCGAACCACCUCAGCUGGCUCCAUUCAUGGCAUCCAUGAAGGAGCAGUGGUUCUACCCCGAGAUCCUUCGGGGUUGUCCAAGCUCCUCACCCUAACUUUAAGGCUGAGCCCGGCCACCCUCCUAAGGAAUCUCUGACUACUUGUAUCCACGAUCUCAUUCUUCACCAUAGGUGAGGGUUGGGACAUAGAUCAAACGGUAAAUCAAAAGCCCUGCCUUUCAGCUCAGUGCUCUCUUCACCACAGUGGUAGAGUGAAGCGCCUGCAAAACUGCUGACACUGCACCAAUCGAUCUCCCUGACAAUCUCACGGUCCAUUCUACCCUCACUUAUGAACAGAGAAUUUAGCUAUCAGUACCUAUGAGUGACCAAUUAUGUUUUAAAAUCUUUUAGUAUGGUCCAGUGCACCGGCAUAUUUUCACCAUCCAUCGUCUUUCAAGUUGCUGAUCUGUGAGGUAGUGAAGAAAUUCAGAGCAGUAUGGCAUUAAGCUUUUAAAGCAAUAGUAUGUAGGAAAUCUGUGGUGGACUUCAGUGCCUUACAAAGGUCUCAGUCCUUAUGCUGCUUCCCUCCUAGACAACAUGCAUUUGUUGACCAACAGCUGAGGGUGGCAAAACUGGUGAAAUAAUUGCAAGAGGCCAAAUCAUGUUAACUGACAAGGUGCAGCAACCCCCAAAAUUCCACAUACUCCAUCUGCACAGUGAUCUGUCCUUGAAGUGCCAUAAGGUGAAAAUUGCACUUUCUAUUCAGUCUUUGCACUUCCACUAGCAUUUGUCUAUGUCAUUUCCCAAACCACAGGGAGCAUGUGCAAAGCAUCAAAUGAGCCUCAAAGUACAACAAAUUACCCAGACUCCUGGAUGUAUUGCAUCACUGUAUCUGCAUUAUUUUUCAUCAUUUGGCAUUUGGUCAUAGAGUCACAGCUAUAACACAACUCAGGGGACAAGGAAAAAAACAUUUGGGUGGAAACCACAUGGUUUUCAUAUGAAGCACUUUCUGUCAAGAAAACAAAAACCUUUUAACUUGCUAAUGUACUCACCCAUAGUAGAAGCAAAAAUGUCCAGAAACUUGUCUAGCGCGUGCUAUCCAUCGGCGAAUUGCUUCACGCCCAAAAUGUGGCGCAUGCAGAGUAUGUGUAAUUUGAGGGUAUUGCUGUAUUUGGUGCAAAUAUGACUCUUCAAGCAUCUACACUCCAUUGUUAGCAAACUGUGAGCAUGUUGGGUAAGUGCAUGUAUAUUUAACAGUGGCCAUGAUGGCAAAAUGCUGUGGGUUAAUGGCUACGUUAGAGAGACCAAUUUAUUUGACACUAGAUGAGAGAGGUUUGUGAGGUUCAAAAUUAGAAAGCUAACUCGAAGGCUGAAAAAGAAAGAAGUUGGAGGCAAGCCUUGGUAAGAUGACUGACAGCAAUGACACAGAUUAUGAGCUUCAUCCAUCAUUGUCCUCCAGUACUUAGAUGGCACAAGUUUACACAGUGCUCAAAGCAGCUAGCCACAGCACUCUGUGAAAGUGGGGUAGACACCAUACUCCCUGUUUCAAGUUAUUUUACUAUUAGAUCAACCUUGAAACUUCAGUUUUUAAGUAGAAGGUUAUUGCUGUUUUAAACCAUGAAUGCGAUGUCAAAGAAAUGGGUAUGACUGGUGAAUACUCUGUAUUUAAAUAAACUUGACACUCCUGAUAACUUCAAAAGGUAUGACUUGUCAUAAUAUUAAAGUUGCCUUCAUUAAACUGGUGUUUUGAGUGACUCAGAAAGGACACAAUUUAAAAAAAUUGAUAUAUUUAUCAGACACAAGUUUCAAUUGGCAUAAGUGUUAUGUUUUAUUUUAGAA
This is a messenger RNA of Cheilinus undulatus (humphead wrasse), 3317 nucleotides long. RefSeq names its product XIAP associated factor 1 (gene xaf1). Gene Ontology annotation, biological process: apoptotic process. Bases 68 to 871 code for a protein of 267 amino acids. Gene Ontology annotation, molecular function: zinc ion binding. Lineage: Eukaryota; Metazoa; Chordata; Actinopteri; Labriformes; Labridae. The record is from RefSeq and is a predicted model, not a curated record. The transcript has 7 exons.